AAGAAUGAGAAAUGGGCUGCAGCAGAGACAGCAAUCUUUCACAACUUUUAAGGACACUCUCAACGUAUCCCAACCAAACCCAAAAAACAGACGAAGAAGAAGAAGAGAGAUAUGGCAAGGUUGGUGGUGGUGCAGCAACAGCACAAACAUCCUUCUUUCUCUCUUCUACCUUCUUCUCUAUCUGACUUCAAUGGCAUUAGGCUCAAAACUCAACUCCAGUAUAAGAAGAAAGUCUAUCAGCCCAAAGGAGCUUUACAUGUUACAGCAUCAAGUAAAAAGAAAAUUCUUAUAAUGGGUGGCACCAGGUUCAUUGGUGUGUUUUUGUCGAGACUCCUUGUCAAAGAUGGUCAUCAGGUAACUUUGUUCACUAGAGGAAAAGCACCCAUCGCUAAGCAAUUACCAGGUGAAUCCGACAAGGAUUACACUGAUUUUUCUUCCAAGAUAUUACACUUGAAAGGGGACAGAAAGGACUUUGAUUUUGUGAAAUCUAGCCUCUCUGCUGAAGGCUUUGAUGUGGUUUACGAUAUAAAUGGAAGAGAGGCAGUUGAAGUUGAACCUAUAUUGGAUGCACUACCGAAGCUAGAACAGUUCAUAUAUUGCUCUUCAGCUGGUGUCUAUCUGAAAUCUGAUCUAUUGCCUCACUUUGAGACCGAUGCUGUUGAUCCAAAGAGCAGGCAUAAGGGAAAGCUUGAGACAGAGAGCUUGCUGAAAUCAAGGGAUGUUAAUUGGACUUCUAUUAGGCCAGUUUACAUCUAUGGACCCUUGAAUUACAACCCUGUUGAAGAGUGGUUCUUCCACCGGUUGAAAGCUGGUCGCCCAAUUCCGAUACCCAACUCAGGAAUACAAAUAACUCAACUUGGUCAUGUUAAGGACUUGGCAAAGGUUUUCGCUGACGUUCUUGGUAAUGAAAAGGCCAGCAAGCAAGUAUUCAACAUCUCUGGAGAAAAAUACGUCACCUUUGAUGGAUUAGCAAGAGCUUGUGCAAAGGCUGGUGGCUUUCCUGAGCCUGAGAUCAUUCACUACAAUCCCAAAGAGUUUGACUUUGGCAAGAAGAAGGCAUUUCCAUUCCGUGACCAGCAUUUCUUCGCAUCCGUUGAAAAGGCAAAGAGCGUGCUAGGAUGGAAACCGGAAUUUGACCUGGUGGAAGGUCUUGCAGAUUCCUACAACCUAGAUUUUGGUAGAGGAACAUACAGGAAAGAAGCUGAUUUCGAAACCGAUGACAUAAUUCUUGGCAAGAGUCUUGUUCUUCAAAGCUAAACCUCUGUAUUGUCCUUUGUCUCUUAACAUUAUAUUGCACUCUUUUAUCAGUUCUGCAUGCAGAUAAUAGAAUUCUAGUUUUGUAAUUAAAUUAUUAAUAUUUUCUAUAAAUCAUAUGAUCUGCAUCAGAAGCCAAA
Molecule: messenger RNA, 1394 nt
Organism: Ziziphus jujuba (common jujube)
Lineage: Eukaryota; Viridiplantae; Streptophyta; Magnoliopsida; Rosales; Rhamnaceae
Product: chloroplast stem-loop binding protein of 41 kDa b, chloroplastic
Exons: 10
Coding region: 112-1257 (381 amino acids)
Biological process (GO): rRNA processing
Cellular component (GO): cytosol
Molecular function (GO): RNA binding
Source: RefSeq, a predicted model, not a curated record